GGUCGGCGCAGCGAUGUCUCUCUCUACCUAAUUUUUUGUUGCUAGCCUUAGCCUCAUUUACAACACGGGCAUCUCCUUGCCUCUCAUAAACUCAAGCAAAGUCCCUAAGAGUCUCAGGGUUGUUACGGAAGUGCGGCGAGCUAGCACGAGGAUGAGAUGAGAUCGAUAUGACCAUGGAUUCCUCUCAAGAUUUCAAGUCCCUACAGGAGUCCAUCCAGAAUGCGCUCGUAUCUACAACGCGCCUCGCAAACCAGAUUGCCGCCGAAGAUCUGAGCUUCCAGCGCACCAGCAAUCCCGCCGUUGCUGAAGAGCUCGACGAUACCUCUUCCCGCCUCCUGGCCCUGACCACGUCUCUUCUGCAGUCCGCGACGAAGGGCACCGAUGUUACCGGUCCGAAUCUAGAUGAUGCCGAUGAUGUAGAUGUCCAUUGGUCGCGUAUUGUCGAUGUGCUCGACAAUCUACUGGAAAAGGCCGACACGAGUCUAGACGAGUAUACAGGUGCCAUUAAGCGGAAGGCGCCCGCGGCAGAGCAUCAUACUGCCCCUGCCAAAAAGUCGCGAUACGCACUCGACCAGUCUAUUCGCCGAGCGAACGUCCUCAAGCCACAGAAUACUUUUGAGCUCAAGCCGAAUAAUCUCGAUACAUCGCCGUGGAAACCGAUUCUCACCAAAAAACCACACGCCACUCUCGCUCUAGAUAAGAGUAUAGAAUCCUUCACAGACGAAUCCCAAUCUACCCAGUACAAGCAUCCAUACGAAACAGAAAUCCGGGCUCUUGAGUAUCCUGAGUCCAUCUUCCAACCAAAAGAGCCGAUUCGCUACCUUCCCUUCGAGUCCACCACAGCUACCUUCGUCGAUACCUUUGAUGGAGUCUUGGCGAUGCUCGAUGAGUUAAAAGGGGCUACCGAAAUCGCCAUCGAUACGGAACAUCACGACUUCAGGACGUAUACUGGUCUCCUUUCCUUGAUGCAAAUAAGUACGCGCGAAAAGGAUUGGAUAGUAGACACCUUGCAGCCAUGGCGCCACAAGCUAGAAGUGUUGAAUGAAGUUUUUGCUGAUCCCAGCAUUAUCAAGGUAUUACAUGGUGCAUAUAUGGAUAUUGUCUGGCUUCAACGUGAUUGUGGUCUCUAUAUCGUUGGGCUAUUUGAUACAUUCGAGGCCGCUUGCGCCCUUCAGUACCCAGGGCGUAGUCUUGCGUAUCUUCUCAAACGAUUUGUAGAUUUCGACGCAGAUAAGAAAUAUCAGCUCGCGGACUGGCGGAUUCGACCAAUCCCGGAGGAAAUGUUUUAUUACGCCCGAUCAGAUACUCAUUAUCUUCUUUACAUCUAUGACAAUCUUCGUAAUGAAUUAUUAUCAUCAACCCAGUCGGAUAUGUCGGGCCAUGACCUCAUGCGCCUCGUCCUAGACAAAUCGAAAGAGACAUCUCUCCGUAGGCAUGAAUCAUUCAUCUAUGACACCGAGACGGGCCAAGGUCCUUUUGGUUGGUUCAACAUGCUCAUUCGACAAUCGGCUGGUAAAUUCUCCAAAGAACAAUUUGCAGUCUUUCGGGCCAUUCACCAGUGGCGAGACAAGCUGGCGCGCAAAGAAGAUGAAAGUCCUCUAUUUAUUAUGAACAACGCGACGGUGUUCGACAUCGCGAGGCGGUUACCACCUGACCCUAAAGCUCUCCACGGCCUACUCGACUCGGGCUCAUUCUUGGCCAAGCGUGAAGUGUCGACACUAUUCGAAAUCAUUACCAAGGCGAAAGAACAGGGCGCAGAUGGCCCUAGUGUAGCAGAAGUCAUUCGCGGCAAUGCACCUGCUACCAUGGGUAUAGGUGAAGUUGCUCGCUCAGUGCUCCCCCAGCUGAAGGAUCGUGCUAAGGAUGCGCUUGAUGCAAAAGACCUUGUCUCUCAUUCAUCGCGACUGUGGGGUGGCAUCCCCAUUAGCAGUCGAUGGGAUUCGCAACAUCAGUUGACUUUCCCGAAGCAAAGUCAAUUUGAACUUCCUUGGGCUCAAUUUGUCCAGUCUGCCAAGCUAGCGGACGAUGUCACUCAAGAGCCAAGUCAAGACGUUGAUAAGUCUGAGAACAUGGCUAUUGAAGCGGCCCCUAAUGAAGCAACAAAUGGUGAUUCUGUACCCGAGGAUGGAGAGUUCACUCUCAAAGCUGUUUCAAAACGCAAAGCUCCUGAAUCUGAUGAUAGCUCAGAGUCAGAUGACGAAGCGCAACCUAGCGAUAAUUUUACUGAAUUAGCUGGAUCCAAAACCAAGACAGCACCUGGAAGUAGCGAGGAAGAGAUUGCUGUUCCUGACGAGGACGACAGUGAGCAAGAAAAGAAGGCAAGAAAAGCCAACAAGAAGGCGCUCAGACUUGCCCGUAAAGCAGAGAAACGACAGCAGAAAGAUCGGCAACGGGCCGAGAAACGGGCUAUGCAUAACCAGAAUUCAGCUUCCGCCGGUAAGGAUGGGGCUGAAGAAAACGAUGAGCCUUUCGACUAUAGUAAAGCGAAGUCUAUUCUCAAAGCAGACAACGCUAAAGCGAACAAUACGAGUGGGACACGGAAAGCGAAGUUCAAUCCCUACGCUCUCACCGCCGAGGGUCCAAAGCCCGCACGCAGGAUGCAUGGAGAGAGAGCCGGGAAGAGCGCUACGUGGAAGAGUUAAAUGGAACGCUGUGGAUCAUAUAUUGCAUUUCAUACGGAGUUCGGAUGCCGCCUGUAUUUGCAUUAACCGGGAGUUGGGGAGCGGCGGAAAAGACACCUGGAGCAUUAACCUAAGUGUCCAUGGGUCAAAUUGGGAAAUACCAUUUGAGGAUCGAUCCUCGCACAAGUAUGCUAUGCUAUGCGUUAUAUGAGAUAGAUAGAAAUCCUACGAAGUCGCCGUGCUAUAGGUGAUUACUAAUUGUUACAUUAUGCAAUGGCUUUCGUGGAGCUUUGAAAAUGUCCC
Xylaria bambusicola is the source of this 2924-nucleotide messenger RNA. Its product is annotated as ribonuclease H-like domain-containing protein. The transcript is spliced from 4 exons. Lineage: Eukaryota; Fungi; Ascomycota; Sordariomycetes; Xylariales; Xylariaceae. Gene Ontology annotation, molecular function: nucleic acid binding; nucleotide binding; 3'-5'-RNA exonuclease activity. Gene Ontology annotation, biological process: nuclear polyadenylation-dependent antisense transcript catabolic process; exonucleolytic trimming to generate mature 3'-end of 5.8S rRNA from tricistronic rRNA transcript (SSU-rRNA, 5.8S rRNA, LSU-rRNA); poly(A)-dependent snoRNA 3'-end processing. Gene Ontology annotation, cellular component: nuclear exosome (RNase complex); nucleolus. The record is from RefSeq and is a predicted model, not a curated record. Bases 168 to 2642 code for a protein of 824 amino acids.